AUGGCUACUCCAAUCACUAAACAGAGCGUCAGUGCUUUCAAGUGCCGCUCUCCAAUGGUGACUCCUUCCCCUACCACCACUCCAGAACCAGUCAAGGCGCUUCCGACAUUUGCCAGAGCCAAACUCGAGCCUGUGCCUUUUGUCAGCUCGGAUAAACCAUACAACUUCUUGCUUGUGGAUGAUAACAUCAUUAACCUCCGCAUCUUUGGACGUAUUUUGCGUAAGCUCUUUCCCAAAGCCGCUGUGAAGUCUGUCCAAGACCUGCUGUUGCUUGAGCUCACCGAGGAGCUGUUUGAGAACUACGAUUGUGUGUUCUUGGACAUUGACAUGCCAGUAGUGACAGGCAUUGAAAUCGCUACCAAACUCAGAGGCUUCCCUACACUCGACCAUGUGGGACUCAUUGCAGUGACCACCAGGGCUCUUCUUGCAGACAUGGAGCUCUACGAGAACAUUGGUUUCGACCACACCUUCCCUAAGCCUAUGAAUGUCAGCUACAGCGACAUGAUCAAGAAGAUCGAGCAGGUGGUGAGUGUUAGAGGGGCCCUUAGAGCAGGUACUCAGGCCGAAAAGACACAGGAAUAG
Messenger RNA from Candidozyma haemuli, 582 nucleotides. RefSeq names its product Srr1p (gene SRR1). Gene Ontology annotation, biological process: phosphorelay signal transduction system. The record is from RefSeq and is a predicted model, not a curated record. Bases 1 to 582 code for a protein of 193 amino acids. The transcript has a single exon. Lineage: Eukaryota; Fungi; Ascomycota; Pichiomycetes; Serinales; Metschnikowiaceae.